Molecule: messenger RNA, 1289 nt
Organism: Phytophthora nicotianae INRA-310
Lineage: Eukaryota; Oomycota; Peronosporomycetes; Peronosporales; Peronosporaceae
Exons: 4
Coding region: 24-647 (207 amino acids)
Biological process (GO): protein ubiquitination
Cellular component (GO): cytoplasm
Molecular function (GO): ubiquitin protein ligase activity
Source: RefSeq, a predicted model, not a curated record
UUCAAGUCAGUCGCAGAUUGACCAUGUCGCCGACGUCAGCAGAACAGGAGCCUUCGCGCUUCUGGUGCCACGAGUGCGGCGCUGCCGUAAAUACGCGCGUGGACGACGCCAGCGAGGAGGUCUGCUGUGUCCAGUGCGGCGGCAACUUUGUGGAGGAGAUCGAGGAAGACGAUCCGCCACAGGAUUUUCAGGCUGAACAAGUAGAAAACAUACAUACACAAACUCAACCACCGACAGUCUCUGCGGAAGACACGACGCGGGCGGAAAUCCGUAAUGAGUUUGGCGGUACUCGCCCGUUGCCACGACCAACAGUUCGAGCCGCCAGGUUUACAACGUCAGAUGAAGGGCGAGAAGGAGCUCCGCUGCCUGAUUUGUUCCAGUUUUUAUCGGGUUCUACUGGACGGAAUACACGCUUCAUGAGCAGCACUGGAAACCCCGUGGAGUUUUACGUUAGUGAGUCAGGAGAAGGUGGAGGAGAUCCGAUGGGCAUUUUGGAUGCUUUGGGAGGCAUGUUUCCAAUGCUGGCCGGCAAUCCUGGUGACUAUGCGUUUGGCAAUAUGGCUAAUGUGAUUAACCAACUCAUGCAGAAUGACCCCAAUCGGGUAAGAUAUUGGAAGGCUUACAGGUUUGGCUGGUGUGAUGUCUAACUUGAUGCUGUACCGCUAAAUUACCAGCAUGGGGCUCCUCCUGCAGCUAAGGAGGUCGUAGAAAAGCUACCGAAGGUGAAGAUCACUCAAGUUGAAGUGGACGGCAGUGCUGAGUGCCCUGUGUGCAAGGAUUUCUUCGCUGUGGAUGAUGAGGUCCAUCGUCUACCGUGCGAGCACUCAUUCCACCCAGACUGUAUCCUUCCCUGGCUGAAGCAGCACAACUCGUGCCCACUUUGCCGAUUCGAGCUGCCCACAGAUGACCCAGAUUAUGAGAGACGACGUGCAUCCUCCUCCUCCACAUGAGAUAACCACACAAGACUCACAUCCACUCUCAAGCAAGGCACGAUGCAAAGCAGUACAUGUAGUCGUUUAUUAGUCAUUUUCACUGAUAGAGUAGUAGGCCAAAUGAACAAAAGAGUUGGUCGUGCUUUGGCGCGGUAUAACAUGACGAAGAUUCGGAAUGAAAUCUAAUGUGCAUAUUUGAAAUUCCGGAGGUUUCACAAGUCGAGGGGUCGGAGGCAAUUAGCAGCGUAAUGGUAGUGUUGAGACCUGGUUCUAGCGUAUUGAAGCCAGGCGUUCGUGAAAGGCAGCGCGAGCUAGAGACGGCGAUAACCAAAUAUGAAGUAUUUUCUUUCGUGCUCA